AUGGCUCGUACAUCAUCUGUCUCGCCAUCAAUCACGCGUACGCCUCAAGUCAAGGCUUUAGUAGCAGCAUCGUGGCCUAAAGUAAGUGAUCGUAGUGCACCUACGUAUGAGCUGGGCGAUUUGCUGCUCUCUUCCUUUAAGUUGGCGCCCGUGCAACCCACACAGAGACGUACGAAGCGAUCACAAAGCCACGGUGUGAUGAUAUUAGAAGGAAGUCUAGCGUUGAUCUCAUGGAUCACUCUGCUGCGUGGAGGGCUGCCGCGGCGUAUAUACGAUCUAGUAGGCGGAAUUUUCUUGGUCUCGAGUGCGGGCAUCUGCUACCUGAGUGUUUGUCACUUGCUACGAAAAGUUUCCAGCACAAAAUACAUAAGCGAGCUGCUUCUAGACCGCUCCAAUCCACGCUCGUGGCCCCGAGAAAAGCGUCGAUUAUUUCUAGAGGUCUGUACAUGGAUGGCGAUUGUAUUAUUGCUAUAUAUAACGACACACUCUAGCUGGAUUGCCAUCUUAGCAGGAGCAUUGGUGGCAGCUGUACUUGCUUUCGUAAGUGACUUUUUAGCAGCAAGUCUAUACUUGCUCGAGACGAAACAGGAACCACAACAUAUGAAAAGUAUCGGGGGUAUGCUUUGGCUGAAGGUUGCUCUCUCUUAUGGGUGCGUUGGGUACAUCAUAUCUGAUACAGGGAGAAUGCUUCAUACUUACGUCUUUGGACAAGAAGAAACGAAGCAACAACUCGAGUCACUUCAUCAAUUGGUUUUUAAUUAUCUGCUUAUAACUCUCGUGGGCGCCUCACUCAUUAUUGCGAGUGAAUUACUACUCUUAUGUACGCCAACUCGACGAGCUGGUAUUGUUCUUCAAAGUCGGAUAGUAGACGCUCGAAAGAAUUGGGAACAACACUCGUUACGGUCGCUAGUUGAAGUCACAGGAACUUUUGGCACUACGAUCCUAUAUUAUAGCUCAACAAGAGAUAUGCUCGUAUCGUUGCAGCUUGGAACUUGCUGUGGCGUCCUUCUUAUCUUAGGGAGCGAGCUCUUGGCCUCAGCAUGUACGUCACAUUUCGUGAGUCCACCUAGUCCACAAGCUGCCGUGGAGAUGCCGGCAGACCAUUGGGUCAAGCUUAUUCCUGUAAUUGUCAUGAUGCUUUACUUCGCCUUGCAACUUUACGCUGCGAUCGUGCGUGCUGCAAAUCAACCAUCAAGCUCGUUAGUUUUGAUGUUAUGCUUCGUGGCCAUAGCUGCAAUUAUGCUCACUGGUCUCGCGUUAUCCGGCAGAAAACCGUCUUUACUGGAAGUAACUCGUUCUGGAAGACGAUUAGCAGCUAAAAUUUGUGUUGGGCUUAUCACACUUAUCGCACCUAAAGUCUCUUAUGGAUGGUCUGGAGUGAUCUUCUCUUGUGUGCUCUCCGCAUUUUGUAUCGCGUUUUCGCGCGAAUGUUGGGAUGAUAUCGAAUUGAUCGACGAAAUGGUUCUUGAGAAUAUUGGAAGGCCGCCAGAGGGUACAGAUAUAGUUUCAACUUUAAUUGUGAAUACAGCUUGGAUGACCGAUGUCUCGCAUUCGUGGUCUACUCGUGUUCUAAGCUUUGUGAAAGCACGAUAUUUUCAUUUUUAUAGACGACUUAAAUGGACAUUUGUGGGUAUCAUGGUCGUAUCGACACUAGACAUUUGUUCGACAUUCUUCGCUGUCAUUCAACAGGAUAGAUUGUCGUUGUCACUUUCGCAGUAUUCCGCCAUUAAUGUUGUGGUGUCAGCAUCCGUCGGAUAUUUGACGAGUCCAGCUCCGCACGAGUUACAUCCUGCAGAACUGCUGUACACUGGUGUACAGCAAUUUAAGAACAAAUGGGUGAUUUUUCCACUUCACAUGUUUGUCGAGGCGCUAGUGUUUCUUGGAGUUUUUGUGGGAACUUUUGCAGCCUCGUCCACGGUAUUCAGCUCCAUCACACUAGCUGCGCUUUCAGGAUUGGUUGUCUCUGUGGGGGGUCAUUGGCUCUGCUCACAUCUCCAAUUAACUGUUGAGACGCACAUGCGGAUGCAGCUAACUGCGACGUGUGCGUUGCUCUUCUGUUUGUUUCUAAUCACAUACGCUUCGAUGAUAUCGCUCUUUUCUAUUUAUCACUAUUUUGACAGUAUUGAGGCGGCAUUCUGUCUCGCAUCUCUUGCUGGUAUUUUCUUUUUGGCAGCAAGCGAAUUGUUUUUAAUGUGGGAACCAACUCGUGAAAUUGGUUUGCUGUUGCAACGUCGGGUGACAAACGCUAGCGAAAACUGGCAACAGGAGCCUUUGCGUUCGUUCUUGGAGCUCUUCACGUGGUUUGCAGUCAUUUGUGGUUCGUUUGCAAUGUAUGAUGAUCUCGUGUUGGCACUUCAACUUGGUACACUUUCUGGAAUCGCAGUCACCCUCUCGGGCGAGUUCUUUCGAAAAAAUCGAUCGAAAUUUAUUCCUUGGGGCAAGGAUUAUCUUGCUGAUGAAAAAAGAGUUGCAGCCCCGCUUUCUCCAGUUGGAGGUCUUGUUGGUGAUCCUGAUCGUGCGCGACCACUACCUGUAAUGCUUUUGUUUGCAUACAUUGGGUCAGGUACUUUUCAUUGGAUAUUUGAUAAUAUGCGAAGUCUUGAAGUCACGGUGGGCUGGUGUGAUCUUACAAGACCGAUUUAUCAAUGUAAAACAAAACUGGCGCGAAUACCCAUAGGUACUCUUUCGGGAAUACUGGUAACACUUGGCGGAGAGCAGCUUCGAAAUUGCGCACGAUCAAUACCGCUAAAUGAAUCAGAUCGAGAAGUACUGGAGAAAUCCCAAAUUUUGCCCCUGCCGGUAAUGGGUCUUUUGGGUCUCGUUGGGGCUGUGGCUUUUAACAUUAUUUAUACGCACCUUCGCCGUAUCGAAGUGGCUUUCGUUCUCGCAACUACUAGCGGUGUUAUAUUUGCUCUUAUUGGUGAUAUGUUUGUCAUCUGGACGCCCACACGCAAGGUCGGUAUGAUUCUCCAAGAGCGUUUGUUGUUCUUUAAAAUGAAUUUUACUUGUCAUACAUGCCGAUCAUGGAUGGAAGUAGCUUCGCUCUGUUGCGGCUGGUAUCUAUCGUACAAUCUUAUAUGGCCCGAAGAUCUUUUGAUUGCUAUCCAAUUUGGCACUACGACAGGUAUUCUCGCAUGCGUUUCUGGAGAGCUGACGAUGGAGUACGUUGCGAAAGCUGAACGCAGGUUGAUAGCGAAUGCCUCAGCAAAGCUAGCACAAAAUCUCCAGAAAGACAGCCUCUUUUUUAGCCUUCCGUAUGAAAUUCAGUUUAGAGUCGCUCAUUUUUUGACUGCUGAGGAUCUUUUAGUGGUGCGAGCCACGUGCUCUAGAGUAAAUAGCAUGUUGAAAGCCGAGUCUGCGCGUUUCUGGCUGCAUGCAAGUCUCAGGCGAACUAAGCGAGAUCAGCGAGGACGCACUCGAGAUCAUGAAAUAAACCAUCGAAUGGGAAAUCGUGCCCGAUCGCUCGUGUAUGAAGCCAUUACGCUUGUGCUGCCCAUGAUUGUCGGAACCAGAAACCCGGCUCAAAUUUUGACGUCUCGCAAUGAAGUCAACCGCGCGCUUAAGUGGGUUUAUCUAAACGCCAAUUGGAUUCGAAAGCAGAACCUUCCUCCAAUGCAUAAUGAAACUGAGAUUGGUGGCAGCACGCUUAUUGUUUUAAAGGCUGGCGAUAUAGCAUUUGAUGUAUUCCGUUACAUGCCUGACAAGAGCUCUCUCGGAAUUAUCAUCAACCGUAAUGAAGACUUUGCAAUCGAGCAGGUCCAUGUGCCUUUAAGUGUUUAUGACAUGAUUCAACGGGAUCCUUUUAGCUUUGUGGCUGCCGAGACCCUUUCAACGCUGGAAGUGUUUUCGACUUGGCACUUGACAGUGGUAGCGUUUGCUGCAAUGACACUCAUUUUCAUCGGACAAAUAAUAAAUGAUCUCCUUCGGGCUUACAUGAUGGGGAGUGAAACAAUUUGGAUAUAA
This is a messenger RNA of Plasmopara halstedii, 3963 nucleotides long. RefSeq names its product F-box domain. The coding region runs from base 1 to 3963 and encodes 1320 amino acids. The transcript is spliced from 8 exons. The record is from RefSeq and is a predicted model, not a curated record. Gene Ontology annotation, molecular function: protein binding. Lineage: Eukaryota; Oomycota; Peronosporomycetes; Peronosporales; Peronosporaceae.